Molecule: messenger RNA, 6701 nt
Organism: Cavia porcellus (domestic guinea pig)
Lineage: Eukaryota; Metazoa; Chordata; Mammalia; Rodentia; Caviidae
Product: U3 small nucleolar RNA-associated protein 14 homolog A-like
Exons: 3
Coding region: 1765-4086 (773 amino acids)
Biological process (GO): rRNA processing
Cellular component (GO): small-subunit processome; nucleolus; nucleus
Molecular function (GO): DNA binding
Source: RefSeq, a predicted model, not a curated record
GCGUGAGUCGUGCGUGCGCGACAGGGGGUUGAGGCGUGUGAUGAAGUCGCUGCCUCAGGCUGGCGAUUGAACAAACGCCCCUUGUGUGCUGCAGCUCAGAGUGGGUGUUACCAACUCUACUGCUGCUGCCAACCCACUUGGACAUCUUGAUACACAGGAAGAUGGGAGUUUUGGACAGCUUGCGGUUCACUAGCUACCUGAGGGAGCGACGAUGCAAAUCAAGGCAUUUAAGGAAGUUUAUACAGUAACACCUUGGUUAAUGAACGCUUCUGUUCACAAACAGUUGAGUUUGUGAACAGAAGUAUUUGGCAAAGUUUUGCUUCCAUUUGUGAACUCCACAUCGGGUGAUGAACACAGCAGCAGCCAUCUUCCCCGCAUGAAUGCAAACUCGGCCAUAUCCUUGUUCUGACACAUGGUCAUGGCUUCCAGGAGUCAAGAUCAAAGUCACAGAUAGACCUGUGCACACUUGCUGUGAAACUUUUUUGUGUGCUUUUCAGCACAUACAGUACCGUACAGUAUUAUUCAAUCUAGUAUGGCUUCAAAGAAAGUGCAGAGCAAGUAUUGUGGUAGAAAGAAAGUGCUGAGCAGUAAUGAUGUACAGAGCAAGAAUGGUAAGAAGAUUCUGAAGAAAAUAACCAUUGAAUUGAAGAAGGAAAUCAUACGAAAGCAUGAGGGUGGUAUUCGUGUGACUGAUCUGGCCUGUGAGUACAAAGUGGCGAAGUCAACAAUCUCAACUAUUUUGAAGAAUAAAGAUGCCAUUAAAAGAGCUGAUGUGGCAAAAGGAGUAACAACAUUAACCAAGCAGAGGUCACAAGUGCUGGAAGAGGUGGAAAAACUUUUGUUAGUGUGGUUGAAUGAGAAACAGCUGGCAGGUGAUAGUGUCAGUGGCGCCAUGAUCUGUGAAAAAGCCAGAAAAUUGCACAGCGAUUUACUGCAAGAAAACCUUUCAACUUGUGCAACAGGUGAUGCAUUUAAAGCCAGUAGAGGGUGGUUUGAUAAAUUCCGCAAGAGAAGUGGCAUCCACAGUGUGAUAAGACGUGUUGAGGCUUCUAGUUCUGACAGGGCCGCUACAGAAACCUACAAGAAAGAAUUCACAGAAUUCAUGAAUCAGGCAGAAGGAUAUGUCACUCAGCAGGUAUUCAGCUGUGAUGAAACAGGGCUUUUCUGGAAGAAAAUGCCAAGUAGAACUUACAUCACAAAGAAGGAAAAGGCAUUACCAGGGCAGAGUGAGCAGCAAAAGGUGAUUGUUGAGGAAUAUUCCACGGAGACAGAGGAAGACAGGGAAGAGGUUAGCAGUGAUAUGAUAAAAUCCAUUAUGAACAAAUGGAAUGAGUGCCAGGAUUUCUUUGAGAAGCACCACCCCAACGUAAAUGUAACAAACCGAGUGUUGAAUCUGAUGAACGAUUAUGUGGUCUCUCAUUUCUGGACGAUUAUGCAGCACAGGAGAAAACAAGUGCCAUUAGGCAGAGAUUUUGUCCAAAUGGACCCUGCAGCUAAAAGACAAAGAAGAGAGGAAACCUGUGAAGAAGAUGUCCUCAAUGGCUUUCUGGAGGGUUACUCUCCAUCCAAACAAUAACACCCCCCACACACCUUCCUGUCCUCUAUGCCAGAAAUCACCUCAAGCAAGAAAUUGAAAAUGGACUAAGACAAGAUCAAAAGCAAGAACAGUGAAACUGAAAACUAAUGGAGAAAAAUCCAUGAAAUGAAACUCUGGUUUCUCAAAAACAAAAAAGCUUUGCCUUCCACUUUUGAUGUGUGUAGUUGAUGCAGGCUGCCAAGAUGAAUGCUCUCCAAACUAUAGAGGGUCUCUUGACUUUAAGCCAGCAGGAAGAACUUGUGGAUUUACCAAAUAGCUAUCCCUUGAGUGCUAGUGAAGAUGAGGGGGACAGUGAUGGAGAGAGAAAACAUCAAAAGCUUCUGAAAGCCAUCAGUUGUCUCGAUGAAAAGAAUAGAUGGAAAUGGACUGAGCGGUCUGAGGCUAGUUUACAGGUCUCAGAAUUCAACAUGAGUUCUGAAGGAUCAGGAGAAAAGCUGGUCCUUUCCGAUCUUCUUGAGCCUGUUAGAACUUCAUCUGCAUUGGCUGCUGUGAAAAAGCAACUGAAUAAAGUUAAAUCCAAAAAGACUAUGGAAUUACCCCUUAACAAAGAAGAAGUUAAACAGAUCCACAGAGAAAUAGCAUUCAAUAAGACAUCACAAACCCUCUCCAAGUGGGACCCUAUUGUUCUCAGGAACUGGCAAGCAGAGCAGCUGGUAUUUCCCUUGGAGAAGAAACAGCCAGCCUUUGUUCCCAUUGAACUUGUCCUCAGUGGUUGGAAGGCAAGAACCCCCCUGGAGCAGGAAAUCUUUAACCUCCUUCAUAAAAACAGGCAGCCAGUGACAGAUCCUUUAUUGGCUCCCAUGGAAAAGGCUGCUCUCAAAGCUAUGAGCCUGGAAGAGGCCAAGAUGCACCGAGCAGAGCUUCAGAGGGCCCGGGUUUUGCAGUCCUAUUAUGAAGCCAGAGCAAAAAGAGAGAAGAAAAUCAAAAGUAAAAUGUUUCACAGAAACAUGAAGAAAGAAAAGGCCAGGAAAGCCCUGAAAGACUUUGAUCAUCUGUGGAAGGUAAAUCCUACUGCUGCAUUGGAUGAACUGCAAAAAAUGGAAAAGGCCAGAGUGAUGGAGCGAAUGAGCCUGAAGCACCAGAACAGUGGGAAAUGGGCCAAGUCAAAGAUGGUUAUGGCCAAAUAUGACUUGGAAGCUCGCCAAGCUGUGCAAGAACAAUUGGCUAAGAACAAAGAACUGACACACAAACUCCAGAUAAUCUCAGAGAGUGAAGAAGAGAAGAGGGGUACCAAAGAGGAAGAAUCUCUUGUCCCUGAUGUACUGAAUGAGGUACAGAUGUGUACAGAUGGACCAAAUCCUUGGCUGCUUAGGGGUUGUAACAGUGAUACAAAAGAGAGUGAAAUCCAGCCAGACCCUGAACAACAGCCUGAGCCUGUCAUCCCAAAGUUUCCUAAAACUGAGGAAGAUGAAAGACCAGCAGCAGAGGAAGAAAUUUUGUUGAAAGGAUUUGGGGAAAGUCGAUCCCUUAGAGAAAGAUUUCAGCUCAACCGUGACACUGAGUCAGUGGGCUGCCAAGAAACAAAAGAUUCUAGCACCCAGGACAUACUGGCCAAAUUGAAGGCAUUGAAUCAGAAACUAGAAAACCGUCACUCCAGCAAGCAAACAGUGAGUCCAGCAGGGACUGUUCUCCAGGUGCAGAGAGAGGAAUGUAUCCCAGAAGAAGAGGAAUCUCUGUUGUUGCAGAGGCCAGAGAGAGUGCAAAUUCUGGAAGAACUAGAAGGUCUGGGCAAAGAAGAAUAUUUUCAAAAUAAGGAGCUUCCUAGACCUUUGUUAAAAUGGAAGCAAAUGAAGAGAAACCCAAAUAACCAGACUGAUUCCCCUAAGGGGAAGAAAAAGGAGCAAAUGAUUGAUCUCCAGAAUCUUCUAACUACAGAACCUCCUUCCGUGAAAUCUUUGGCCAUUCCCACAGCAAUAGAGGAGUUGGAAGAUGAAGAGAAGCAAAAUCUAAAGCAGAUGAUAAAGGAAGCUUUUUCUGGAGAUGAUGUCAUCAGCGAUUUUUUGAAAGAGAAGAGAGAGGCUAUGAAGGCAAGUAAGCCAAAGGCUGUGGACCUGAUGCUGCCAGGCUGGGGCAAGUGGGGAGGUGCAGGUCUGAAGCCCAGUGCCAAGAAAGGACGCCGGUUCCUCAUUAAAGCCCCUGAAGGUCCUCCAAGAAAAGACAAGGAUUUGCCAAAUGUAAUUGUCAGUGAGAAGCGCAACAUCCAUGCAGCAGCUCAUCAAGUACAGGUGCUUCCGUAUCCAUUCACUCAUCAUCAACAAUUUGAAAGGACCAUUCAGACUCCUAUAGGGUCUUCAUGGAACACCCGGAGGGCCUUCCAAAAGCUCACCACCCCCAAGGUGGUCACCAAGCCAGGCCAUAUAAUUAAACCCAUAAAAGCAGAGGAUGUGAGCUGCCACUCCUCAAAGUUAGGCCUCUCUGUCAUACAGAGCGUCACAGCACAACCCACUGGAAAUAAAAAACAAAAAACAGAUAAAAGCUUUGUAGAUUAAGUUGUCCAAGGACUGACCUCUUGGUGCCCAGGACUGGAAUCCUUGACUGCUCAUCCUUUGAUUGUUUGAUGUUGCAGGAUCAAUUUCAAAACCAGUUUAGCACAUUUUGGGUGUGAUUAAGCCACAUUUUAGAAGUAAAAGCUUUUUUUUUUUUUAAGUUGUAAAAAACAGUAAAACUUUAGCACAACUAAGAAUUGAAAAAAUACCAGAGUGGUUAAAUGGGAACUAUCAUUACAUUUAUUUUUUGUUUCGUUUUGUUUUUCAUUCCUCUUCACUUUUUUGGAGGGGAGAACUUUUGAGCUGGCCCUGAGUAGGUAGCCCCAGGCUGGCCUCAAACCUGUACCUAUCCUGCCUCAGCCUCCAGAGUUCUGGAAUCAAAGCUGUGGCCCACCACAUGAGCAUAUAUAUAUAUAUAUAUAUAUAUAUAUAUUUUUUUUUUUUACCCCUUUAACCAUUGAUUCCAGGUAGGCAAGACUGAUUUAACAUUAAAAAUAUAUUUGUAAAGUAAAAACCUGUCUGUAAUUCACCACAUCAGUAGUCUAAAAAAUAUCACUGUAUGCAGAAAACCUGUUUGAUCAAGUCAGAUACCCAUUUGUGGUUGAAAGAAACAAUCAGCAAUUGAAUAGAAAGCAAACUUCUUUAACUUGAUUCAAAUAUUCACAUAGCUAUCAUAUUUAAUGUUGAAAGAGUAAAUGCUUUCCCCUUAAAAUCAGGAAUAAGGUAAAGUUGUUAUUUAUGUAACUCUGAUUCAACAAUAUUGGAGGGCCAGGGAUAUAUCUCACUGGCACAGUGGCUGCCUGGCAGGCAUGAGGUCCUGAGUUUGAUUCUUGGUACCAAAAAGGAAAGAAAGUAAUAUUGGAAAUUUUGGCAAGGCACCCCCCAAAAAGUAAUUAAAAUUAUAUAGAUUAGGAAGUAAAGUGUUUACUACUUACAGAUGACAUUGUAUCUUACAGAAUAAGCAAAUACAAAAAGAUAAAGGACACAAUAUAUUUCUUGUAUAAUAACAAGGAAUAAGUGAAUACAAAUUCACAAUCUCCUUUACAGUUGCUCCAUGACAGGAAGUACUAAGGUAUCAGCAUGACAAACCCAGCAUUUUAUUCUGAAAAUUACAAAACGAUCAUCAAAGGAGACCUAAAUAAAAGAAGUGUGUUGUGUUCAUUGAUUAGAAACCUCAAUAUAGGGAAUGUGAUUGCUGAGUGAGUACAGAGAAGCAGUGCUAAAACAGGCAACUUGUUAUUUGUUCUCUUCCUGUGGGAUAAGGAGGAAGAGUUAAGGGGUCCUGGAAGCUUGUGGGUGGGCCAAGCAUCUAUGGCACUGUUCAGCCAUAAAAGUAGAUGUGUCUUGCUGGUACAGAAAUACUCUUAUUCAUAGCUGAUACCUCACUGUCCAUCUUUCCCAACAUCAGCUGCUUUGAGUUGUGACUGACAUGUCUCUAUAAUUAAGGGGCUAGAAUGCCCUACACAUAUGUCCGAAUAUGCCAGGGGAUUUGGAAGGAAGGAAGAGUCUUAAUCAUGUACAACUGUAAUAGAUUUGGGAACUCUAGUAACCGUAAUAACUCAUCCGUCAGGGCAACACAGCUGUGAUAAAAAUGCCAAGGGUUGUAGGGCAGAGCUGCAGUCUGCAGAGGGCUGUAAAGGAAAAGCCAUGGAGCCCAGCACUUCCCUGUGCCAGGAAGUACCCAGGCCUUGGAGAAGGACCCAAAGGGAAUAAAUUUUCCUUGAUUCUUUUCCUCAUAGCCCAAACCAGGAGGUAGCAAGAUCUUUUGAAAGCUAUACAGCCUGACAUGAGUAGACAUUUAGCUUCUGUGUUCCUGUAGGAAGCAAAGCACCUGAAAAGCUGGCGUGAUUCCAACGAACAUUGUGGUUGGGAACAGAAUGACGCUAUGGAUGGGGCCUUUGGGCUAUAUCAAUCUCUAUUGAGUUUGCAUCUGAAUUAUAGUAGGGUGUCUCAAGCUUGCAAUGUUCUGUGUUACAUAUGCCAGAAGGUACUAUUCCAUUGAUGAGGAGCUGUAGACAAAUUUAGCAGAACCAAAUCCUCUAUCAUAGCUAGCAGUGCUUGGCCCAUGAUUUGGCAUGAGUUUGUUUUAUCUGCCUGAAUUCUUUGGAAAUAUAAGAAAAAACAAGUUUCUAGACCUGAUGGUUUUCUUACUGGAGAUUUGCUUUAGGGUGUAGGAUUUGGGAUUAUGACCUAGCUACUGUGUAGGCCCCCUUUGAAGUGGAGCUAUUGGCUUCUAGAAGAGCUGUCAUCAGAAUCUAGUAUCUGACCUGUAGACACCAGUUGAUUCUCCAACCUGAUAUACCCAUUUUGGGGAUGAGUGCAUUUGAAGUUCAUCUCUGAAAAAGCCCCUGAGCCUCACUUGGACAUGGCCUAGGAAAUGCAACAUAUUGUGUUAAAAAUGCAAACUUAUGCCAACGUGACAAAUAGAGAAAAAUCAGCAUAAUGUGAACUUCAGUUUACUUAUGUGCAAUAUUGUGUGCAGGAAACAGGUGAAUACAGGAAAUACCACAAUCAAGUCAUGGACAGAUACACAAUCACAAUAUAUACAGAUGUCUUCAUAGAUACAGCAUUUCGGUGUUUUACCCAUUUAAUGUGUAUAAAAGCUAAUUUUUAAACUA